Molecule: messenger RNA, 388 nt
Organism: Pocillopora meandrina
Lineage: Eukaryota; Metazoa; Cnidaria; Anthozoa; Scleractinia; Pocilloporidae
Source: the annotation of a GenBank genome assembly
AUGAAUCUAUUUCACCCGACAGUCACUUAUACAUGUAGUUAGUAUGUUAGUAAUGGAAUCACAAUUGUAAGCAAUUUUAUUUUUUACAGCUUACUUUUUCAACAAAGACCAAGAUGGGUCGUCCUCUAAGGCAGCUCUUCUGUCCGGUAUCCCAGGAGUUGGUAAAACCACAUCAGCGACACUGGUUUGUGAAGAGCUUGCUUUUAUGUACAUUAAAAUGAAUGCCAGUGACACACGGAGCGAAAAGACCUCGGAAGAACACAUUUCUCAGUCACUGAUCAAUAAAACCAUGGAUGGCCUUCUGACAGGUUGUCAAAUUUCUGUAAGAUUUGGAAUGACUUUGAUAUUAUUGAAAAUGCUUCAUUCAUUCUCCUGUCUUACUAAUUAA